This is a messenger RNA of Nothoprocta perdicaria, 1644 nucleotides long. RefSeq names its product zinc finger C2HC-type containing 1C (gene ZC2HC1C). The coding region runs from base 1 to 1527 and encodes 508 amino acids. The transcript has 2 exons. The record is from RefSeq and is a predicted model, not a curated record. Lineage: Eukaryota; Metazoa; Chordata; Aves; Tinamiformes; Tinamidae.
AUGGCUGAGCUGCAGCUGGCUCUGCUCCCGCCUGUGGAUUCCGUGGCGGCGGCUCCCAAGCUCCCGGGAAGAUACGAUUCCAAAGUCGCAGCCCACCAGUCCCAGCUGGAACACUCAAAGGGCCCUUUUCAUCACAAACUCCUACAUGACAAAGAGGAAAGUUUAAAGGAUCUCUAUACCCCCAAAAGCCAAAGCUAUCCCUAUUCCCUGUCCGCAGAGAACGGUCAGCACAGACAGGGAGGCUUCUGUUCGGCCGGACUGCAGAGCAAGCACCUCAGCGGCCAGACCUCGACUCUGCCCUCCAAACCGGUAGCCAGAGGGCGGGAAGGGGUGGACCGCUCGUACCCACUGAAGCCCAUCUGCCACCGCAAGGCUGGCAGUGGUCCGGCGGCCGAGCCCGGGCAGCGCAGAAGCCCCCUGUGCAUGGAGGAGUCCCCAAGCAGCCAGCCCAGCUCGAAGGGCAAGGGGAAGGCGCCAGCGGGGAGGUCACAGCUCGCUGCCGUCCUCUCUCCUUGGGCAGCAGGAGCGAAGCAGUCAGUGUCCCCUCUCUACAGGAGGGAGCUGGCCUACAUCCUGAGGCUGGAGGCAGAUGGGCAGAACCUGGAAGAGGAGAUCCGGAAGAAAGAGGCCAUCCUCAAAGAGAAGCUGAGGAGAACGAAGGAAGAGCUUAGGAGGAUUCAAAGAGAGAAGGAGUUGGUGGAGGCAGAGGAGAGGAGAGCCAGGGAAGUGGAGAGGUCCCCGGAGCAAAAAGCCACCAGACACUCUGAAGAGACCCUUUUCAGGCUUGCAGCCAGGCCUGGCGAUGGGGACUUCGAUAGGGCGCAGUCCCCAGAGGUCACUAGGCUCAAGCUGGGCACCAGCCUCCGUCCCCAAGAGCUCGCUAUGGGGAAACUCAAGAAGGAACGUUUGGUGGCCAGCAAUAGCAAAAUACGGGAGCGCAAACCUGCGCAGGAUUUAGGCUCGUGCUCAGAGCCGGUCUCAAAACAGAGCCCUUCUCCCUCUGCCCUUUCCGAUCAAGAAUCUGGCGACCACCCAGCUGCGGAGCCGUCCUACACGGAGGCUCCCGGCGCUGCGGAGCAGGGGGAGCUGGGGCAGUGCAGCUUCUGCGGCCGCAGGUUUCUCUGCACCAGGCUGGAGAAGCACACGAGCAUCUGCAGCAAGAGCCAGGGCUCCAAGAGGAAGGUGUUCGACUCGAGCAAAGCGAGGGCCAGGGGCACGGAGCUGGAGCAGUAUCGGCAGUGGAAGAGCUCAGAGAGCCCUCAGGAGGAGCCCCCCAGGAGGAGCAGCUGGCGCCAGAAGCACGAGUCCUUCAUCCAGACGCUGCGCCAGGCCCGCCGCCUGCAGCACGUGCUCUCCAAGGGAGGCAAGGUGUCCGAGCUGCCCCCGCUGCCCCCCGUGCAGAACCCAGACUACGUGGCCUGUCCCUACUGCAGCCGCCGCUUUGCCCCCAAGGUGGCCGAGAGGCACGUGCCCAAGUGCAAGACCAUCAAGAACCGGCCGCCGCCGCCGCAGAGGCGGCGCUGCUGAGGCCGGGGCCGCGUGGUCCCUGCUCCCCUCCAGCUUCUCCUCCCGCCUUCCCCUGCCGGCCGCGAGGGCUCACCUGCCAUGUACUGCAAGCGGAAAAAGUUUAUUAAAGUGCGUGUG